Messenger RNA from Sesamum indicum (sesame), 2420 nucleotides. It is a transcript of the gene GAUT3, whose product is annotated as galacturonosyltransferase 3. Lineage: Eukaryota; Viridiplantae; Streptophyta; Magnoliopsida; Lamiales; Pedaliaceae. Gene Ontology annotation, molecular function: polygalacturonate 4-alpha-galacturonosyltransferase activity. The record is from RefSeq and is a predicted model, not a curated record.
UUAAAACUAAAAAAGGGGGAGGAGGAGGAGGAUGAAAGAGUUUAGGGUUGUGGUUCCCGCUUACGCUGAAGAGAGAGAGAGUUCUUGAGUGAGUGUAGUACGAUGAGAUCUUCAGCACCAUUGGUGUCUGCAUUCCUUGUCGGGAUCUUGUUUUUCUUGGGACUGAAUCAUGCUUCCGCAGUCAGGAUGUCACAUACAUAUGCAGUCCUCCGCUCUUCUCCUCCUUUUCCAGGAAAAAAGAAUGGAAAAUGAGUACCCCACUGUAUGACUGUCCACGCUGUAUUAACAGACAGCAGGAUCAAAGCAACAUCACUUCUACUGCUCGUCCUGAUGGAAAGGAGAUUGACAUAAUGGUAACAUACAGUGACCCUUCUGGUGCUGUUCAAGUUAGGAGCGUGAGGUCUAGGGACCUAUCAGCAUCUUGGGUAUGGAAAAGCCCUGGCGAGGGCAGACGUGAUCAAUCAAGGAGUUCGCUGUCACAGAUAGUAGACGACCCAUUUCAACCUAAAAGGAGCUCUAGAAACACUGAUAAUGAUUCUAAUAAUGAUCAUCAAUCUGGAGAUGAAACACCUGAGGCACAAGCAUCUCCCGUGCAUCCUGUGAAACUUAAGAGACAGAGACUUCGAAGGGAAAGGAGAGAGAGGCGAGCAGCAGAUCUGAUCAAACAAGACAAGGAGAUGGACGACCGGAUGCAAGAAGCAGCAAUUGAACAAGCAAGGGAGCUCGAUACCACUAUAAGGGGCAAAUACAGUAUAUGGAGGAAAGAAUAUGAAAAUCCCAACUCUGAUUCCACAGUUAAACUUAUGCGAGAUCAAAUCAUAAUGGCCAAAGCUUAUGCAGCAAUUGCUAAGUCUAAGAAUGAGACUGUGCUUUAUGAUUCCUUAAUCAAACAUUCUAGAGAAAGUCAACUUGCUAUCGGAGAAGCUAUUACUGAUGCUGAACUUCAUCCAAGUGCGAUUGAUCAAGCGAAAGCCAUGGGUCACGUUCUCGCUGCAGCCAAGGACCAGUUGUACGAUUGUGUUUCGAUAGCAAGAAAGUUGAGGGUCAUGCUUCAGUCCAGUGAGACUAAUGUACAAUUGAUGAAGAAAAAGAGCUCGUUUUUGAUACAGUUGGAUGCAAAAACUGUCCCCAGACCGUUGCAUUGCAUUCCAUUGGUUCUCACAACAGACUAUUACCUAUAUAAUUAUGAAGAGAAAGAUUUCCCUAACAAAGAGAAACUCGAGGAUACACUGUUGUACCAUUAUGCCAUCUUUUCUGAUAAUGUACUAGCAACAUCUGUUGUCGUGAACUCAACAGUUCUACAUGCAAAAGAGCCUGAGAAGCAUGUCUUCCAUAUAGUCACUGAUAAGCUGAACUUUGCAGCUAUGAGAAUGUGGUUUCUUGUAAAUGCUCCCGCUGGUGCAACAAUUCAAGUCCAGAAUGUGGAUGAGUUUACUUGGCUCAAUUCUUCAUACUGUCCUGUCCUGCGUCAGCUUGAAUCUGCACGAAUGAUAGAAUACUAUUUCAAGGCACAUCAAACAUCAUCCCUUACAGCCGGCUCUGACAAUCUUAAAUACAGGAAUCCAAAAUACUUGUCCAUGCUUAAUCACCUUAGAUUUUACCUCCCUGAAGUAUACCCAAAGCUGGAUAAGGUAUUGUUUCUGGAUGACGACAUUGUUGUUCAGAAGGAUCUGACACCUUUAUGGUCUGUUAAUCUGCAAGGGAUGGUGAAUGGUGCUGUUGAAACCUGCAAGGAGAGCUUCCAUAGGUUUGACAAGUAUCUCAACUUUUCUAAUCCGAAGAUAUCUGAGAAUUUUGAUCCAAAUGCUUGUGGCUGGGCAUUUGGCAUGAAUAUCUUUGAUUUGAGGGAGUGGCGGAAACGUGACAUUACUGGAAUCUAUCAUCAUUGGCAAGACAUGAAUGAGGACAGGACGCUGUGGAAACUUGGGACGCUGCCCCCAGGGCUGAUUACUUUCUACAACUUGACCUACCCUCUGGAUAGAAGCUGGCAUGUGUUGGGAUUGGGCUAUGACCCUGCUCUUAACCAAACGGAAAUAGAGAAUGCUGCUGUGGUGCAUUAUAAUGGAAAUUAUAAACCAUGGUUGGAUCUUGCAAUUGCAAAGUACAAAUCUUAUUGGUCCAGAUAUGUCAUGUUUGAUAAUUACUAUGUGCAACUUUGUAACCUUAGUGAAUAAUGGCACAUGUUCAUUUUAUGCAAAAUAGUGUUUGGAGAUGUCACAUACAUGUUGGCUCUGUAUUAUGGUAGGCCAAAAUGUUUGCUUAUUGAAGAGUACCUAUAAGAAAAAGAAAAUAGGAGUUUUUAUAUAGGCAUAAAGAAUUUGCAGGAGGUCCAUUGCCUUGGCAGAGAUAGCAUGUUGAUGCUUGUUGCUAUCGGAUAUAAAAUUGUGUAUGCAUUUUAUGGGAUGGUUAAAUUUGAAUCA